Mesorhabditis belari is the source of this 618-nucleotide messenger RNA. The record is from the annotation of a GenBank genome assembly. Lineage: Eukaryota; Metazoa; Nematoda; Chromadorea; Rhabditida; Rhabditidae.
AUGCUCCUUUCUCGGAAUAUGUUUUUGUUUUUCACCCUUUUCUUCACUGCCUUAUUUUCCAGCGCAAUGGCAACCGGAUUAGAAGCUUUCACGACAGAUGGAGUUGUACCCGAUGUGAUCUCCGUUCCACCAAAAGAUAUUCUUGGAGUCACGUAUAAAAAUGGGGUCAAGGCCGAUUUUGGAAAUGAGCUCACUCCAACUCAAGUCAAGGACAAACCGACCGUUACUUGGGAUGCUUUAUCCGAUGCCCUGUACACUUUGAUUUUGACAGAUCCCGAUGCUCCAUCAAGAGCAAACCCAACUCGCCGUGAGUUCAAGCAUUGGGUAGUGGUCAACAUUCCUGGGAAUCAGGUUGAGAAAGGCGAUGAAGCUGCUGGAUAUGUUGGAUCUGGACCACCAAAGGAUACAGGUCUUCACCGCUACGUGUUCCUUCUCUUCAAACAGAAUGGAAAAGUUGAUGCUGGCUUUAAGACACCGAACAACUCAUCGGAUGGCCGCCCGAAUUGGAGUGCGGCCACAUUCGCUCAAAAACACAAUAUGAGCCUAGUGGCUGGGAAUUUUUAUCAGGCAAAAUACGAUGACUACGUUCCAAAUGUGCAUAAACAACUCUCUGGACAC